This is a messenger RNA of Sardina pilchardus (European sardine), 1180 nucleotides long. Its product is annotated as trypsin-2-like. Bases 304 to 1044 code for a protein of 246 amino acids. Gene Ontology annotation, biological process: proteolysis. NCBI's taxonomy places the organism in Eukaryota, Metazoa, Chordata, Actinopteri, Clupeiformes, Clupeidae. Gene Ontology annotation, molecular function: serine-type endopeptidase activity. The record is from RefSeq and is a predicted model, not a curated record. The transcript has 6 exons.
GCAGAUUUUGGAUCUGACUGAAGUCACUGUUACUUUGGUUAUCGGGAACAUGCCCUACGGUGUGGGAAUUGUGGAGUUAUUGGACAUGUGUGGAGUUUUAUCAUUCUUUGGUAUUACUGAUUAACUGUCGUUCCGAGUCUAAUCUGAGACUUUUGGCACCACCUCCACUCUUAGUACCAGGACUGCUGACUUGGUCAAUGUCACAGGGGCGUGGUAGAGAGAGGAAAUUAUGGGGGCCAUCUUAAAUGCAAGGGGUGCGACCCCCACACCUCUCCACUGACUCAUCUGCAGACCACUACAACUAUGCACCUGUCCGUUCUCCUGCUCGUCCUAGGGGCCUCUGUGGCUUUUGGACUGGAUGAUGAUAAGAUCGUGGGAGGGUACGAGUGCAAGCCUCACACCAGGCCUUGGCAGGUGUCUAUUAAGAACAGCUGGCAUUUCUGCGGAGGGACGCUGGUCUCUGACCGCUGGGUGGUCUCUGCGGCCCACUGCUACAAGGAUGCUAGUGAGAUCACUCUGGUGCUAGGUGACCAUGAGAUACGCUACGGCGAGGGCUCUGAGCAGGAAAUCGCCGCCGAGCUGGUCAUCAGGCAUCCUGACUACGACCGCUACAACAUCAACAACGACAUCAUGCUGGUCAAGCUGGCGAAACCUGCCGUUCUGAACGAGUUUGUGCAGACCAUGGCACUGCCCACUUCCUGUGCCCCCGCUGGCACCCAGUGCCAUGUCUCUGGCUGGGGGUCUACCAAUAGCCCCUUUGGCUGCAGGUGGUGUCUGAACUGUCUGGAUUUGCCCAUUCUGUCCCUGGAGGACUGUGAGAAGUCGUACCCCGACAGAAUCACCUCUUCCAUGUUCUGCGCUGGUUUUCUGGAGGGAGGAAAGGACUCCUGCCAGGGGGAUUCUGGUGGUCCCUUGAUCUGCAACAAUGAGCUACAAGGAGUAGUGUCUUGGGGUUGGGGCUGUGCUGAAGCAAAUCGUCCAGGAGUCUAUGCUAAGGUCUGCCAAUUCACAGACUGGAUUAAAACUACUAUGGCCUCCCAUUAAAGCAUUGGACUGGUUGAAGGAAAUGACUACACCACUCUGAUGCUUUCUACACCUGUUCUCGAAAGAAGCGCAAAGACCUUGCUGUGUGUGCAUAUCAUUGUUCCAUGUUUACCAGUUCCAGUGUUGUGAUACAAAA